AUGGCAACGAACAUAUCACUCGAGACCACAAUGGGCUCGCUCACCGUUGAGCUCUACACCAACCACGCCCCCAAGACCUGCAAUAACUUCACCACCCUUGUCCGUCGCGGCUACUACGACAACACCAUCUUCCACCGCAUCAUCCCCAAUUUCAUGAUCCAGGGCGGCGACCCAACGGGAACGGGUCGCGGAGGAAGCUCUAUCUACGGCGACAAGUUCGAGGACGAGAUCGAUCCGGGUCUCAAGCACACAGGCGCUGGCAUCUUGAGCAUGGCCAACGCAGGCCCCAACACAAACGGAUCGCAGUUUUUUAUCACGCUUGCGCCUACACCUUGGCUCGAUGGCAAACACACUAUCUUUGGAAGGGUCAAAUCCGGCAUGAGUACUGUGAAGAGAAUGGGCAUGGUCAAGACUGGGUCUGAGGACAGGCCAAACGAGGACAUCAAGAUUGUCAAGGCUCGCAUUGUAGAGGAGGAGGAGGAGGUCUAG
Fusarium fujikuroi IMI 58289 is the source of this 489-nucleotide messenger RNA. Its product is annotated as probable cyclophilin E. Gene Ontology annotation, biological process: protein folding; protein peptidyl-prolyl isomerization. The record is from RefSeq and is a predicted model, not a curated record. NCBI's taxonomy places the organism in Eukaryota, Fungi, Ascomycota, Sordariomycetes, Hypocreales, Nectriaceae. Gene Ontology annotation, molecular function: peptidyl-prolyl cis-trans isomerase activity. Gene Ontology annotation, cellular component: catalytic step 2 spliceosome. The transcript has 2 exons. Bases 1 to 489 code for a protein of 162 amino acids.